Messenger RNA from Oreochromis aureus, 3265 nucleotides. RefSeq names its product lysophosphatidylcholine acyltransferase 1. Gene Ontology annotation, molecular function: calcium ion binding. Bases 376 to 2004 code for a protein of 542 amino acids. The transcript has 14 exons. The record is from RefSeq and is a predicted model, not a curated record. Lineage: Eukaryota; Metazoa; Chordata; Actinopteri; Cichliformes; Cichlidae.
AGGGGAUCGACAUGGGUAAGAAAGAUUGUCUUGCGCAUGCGUGAUGCAGGACUAGUGGAACAGCGGCUCCGUUAGCAUCCAAAGCUAGCGGACUGGUUUGAUUGGGGAGCACGGUGUGGAGGAAGGACUCCUGCGAUAUCGGCGACUUCAGACAUCCCCAGCUAAUCCUCGAGCCAGUCAUCAUCCCUCCAUGCUGUCCAAGAAAGGAAGAUAGCGUUAAUAACCCUGCACUGCCAGCUCAAUUAGCCACUGUCCAAGACAGAUAAGGGACGCUACGUUUUGCGUGAAGAGCCUUCCUUUCAAGUAGAAUCAGUUUUCUGACUGAAGUAUUAAGAAAUACAGCUGCAGCCACGACUAAUAUUACCUCUAUAAAAAAUGAGGUUGCCGAGUAACAGACAAUGUGCGAUGGAAGGAGAUGGAAAGAAAAUGGAUCAAGCUCCACCGGUCAGAAACCCUUUUGUGCACGUCUUGAAAUUCACCCCACUGGAAAAAGCAAAGAUUGCAUUAAUGACAGUCACGCUAUUCCCCAUCCGUCUACUCAUAGCUGCAUUCAUGAUGUUGCUGGCCUGGCCUUUUGCCUUCAUUGCCUCAGUGGGGCGUUCCGAGACCACCGUUGAACCCCAGUGCCUCUGGAGAAGACUGGUGGACAUCAUUCUGAGAAUAAUCAUGCGAGUCAUGUGGUUUGCGGGAGGGUUCCAUUGGAUGACUGUGAAAGGGCGAAGGGCAUUGCCUACAGAAGCACCUAUCCUUACCCUGGCACCCCACUCUUCUUACUUUGAUGCCAUCCCAGUCACCAUGACAAUGUCCUCAAUUGUCAUGAAGGCUGAGAGCAAGGAUAUACCUCUCUGGGGAACUUUGAUUAAGUACAUCAGGCCGGUGUUCGUUUCCCGGUCAGACCAGGACUCCAGAAAGAAGACUGUGGAGGAGAUCAAACGCAGAGCCCGCUCUGGUGGAGAAUGGCCUCAGAUCAUGAUUUUUCCAGAGGGAACAUGCACCAAUAGAUCCUGCCUAAUCACCUUUAAGCCAGGGGCCUUCAUCCCAGCUGUACCAGUGCAGCCUGUGGUCAUUCGUUACCCUAAUAAACUGGACACAAUCACAUGGACAUGGCAAGGCCCAGGAGCAUUCCAAAUUUUAUGGCUGACACUUUGCCAGUUACACAAUGAGUUUGUGAUAGAGUUUCUUCCCAUCUAUACACCCUCAGAGGAGGAGAAGAAGAAUCCUGCACUCUUCGCCAUCAAUGUGAGACGUAUCAUGGCUAAAGCCCUGGGGGUACCCAUCACAGAUUAUUCAUUUGAAGACUGCCAGCUGGCCAUGGCAGAAGGCCAGCUGAGGCUGCCAGUCGACACCUGUCUGCUGGAGUUUGCCAAGCUUGUCAGGAGACUGGGAUUGAAACCACAGAACUCUGAGAAGGUUUUGCAGGAGUAUGGGAACAGAGCCAGGAAGCUGGAGGGGCAGAAGCUGGGACUGGAAGACUUUGCACACUUCCUCGAUGUGCCAGUUUCAGAUAUGCUGCGAGACAUGUUUGGUCUUUUUGACGAGCAUGAAGAUAACAGAAUGGAUAUUAGAGAAUAUGUGAUAGCCUUAUCUGUUGUAUGCAGGCCUGCCAAAACUCUGGAAACAAUGAAAUUGGCCUUUAAGAUGUUUGAGGCAGAGGAGGAUGGUGCCAUCACAGAAAGCGAGUUAGCAGUUAUACUUAAGACAGCUUUAGGAGUGAGUCACAUCAGUGUGUCACAUCUGUUUACCGCCAUCGACGUGGACGACACAGGGAAGAUCACAUUUGACAAGUUCAGAAAUUUUGUGGAGCACCACCCAGACUUUGCUGAGGACUACCUGUACACAGAAAACACAGACCUCCACAGUGCUCCCUACAAUGAUCACCAAACCCAGCCCAGCCUGUCGACACUGAAAGUGAAAGGAGCCGCCACCAGCAAAACGGCUAAUGGUAUCUGUCCCGAAUUCAGCGACCACGAUGGUGCAAUAGAUGGACUCAAGAAACACAACUAAAAGAGUUUAGAGAAAUUGGAUGGGGAAAGCAAACCCCUCUCCUGGUGAGAGGGGUGUUGUGUAAGGGGAGCUGUAAAUUGCUGAAUAAGAAGGGACUAUCUUUCAUUAAUCGCAAAUACAGAAAUCAAGUUUACCAUACCCUUUUAUUACUAUUGUAUCCGUGAAAUAUGAGAUUUUCAGCCUCUAAAAAGUUUAUUUUGUUACUUUUUUUUCCCUCUUCCAUAGUAAGAUUUGUCAGAAUGCCAAACAAUGGCUGUUUCAGUUACAAUACUUGAAUACUUGAAGCGCAGGCACAUAUUAGGAUUUCUAGGGCAAAUUCUUUUCCCUCUGAGUAUGGACUGUCCUUUUGUUUGAGUUUUUUGUUUAACAUAUAAAUGAGGGGAAACUGAACAAAAUGAGCCCCAGUCAUCUGUAUUUGGUUAUCAUUGAUUUGUAACUUUUAUCCAUUUCCUCUCUUUAUGAUAGCUGCCUUUGAAGUAGAAAGUGCAGAAAGGAUGGGCUCAAGUUAAUUUAAGCAGGACUGAGGAUUAAGUGUUGAAAAAGGAAGGCCUGAUGGUACCAGUGACAACUGUUGGACUACUUGGAGUAUUUAGCUUCAAUAGCCACAUUUGAGGUUAACUCGGGUCUCUGCAAGUUUGUGGUCGUACUUUCUAUGAGCCGUGUGUGUGUGUGUGUGUGUGUGUGUGUGUGUGUGUGUAUUUGUACAUAAAUACAAUAUUUGAUUUCGCUCAGGGUUCAGAGACAAAAUUGAAAAACUUGUAUGAUGUCACAAUUUUUGGCGCUCAAUGGAUCAUAUGCAUGUACAUUCCACAGUUUGGUCAUUUCUCACCCACAUACAUUUUUUUUUAAAAAUGUUUUAAAAGAAAUUGCACUUGGACCAAAAAUGCAUUUGAUGAUUUCACGUCACCUUCUAGGUUUGUACUGUCCUUUUGAGCUAGUUGUGUAAUGUUGAAACGAGUGGAAGAACAUCACUGUACGUGACCGCUGAAAGCACAUUCAGUUAAGUAGCUUGGUUGGAUAUUUUAAAGGCAAAAGUGUAUUUUCUGCAUUACACUGUUAUCCUUGUAGGACCAUAUUAUUGUCAAUUAAUCUUCCCUAAUAACUUCCAGGAUGGAGUUUGCUCCUUAGUCAUCUGUAACAUUGUGCUUCAUACACCCCAAGGCAUGUUUUAGAUUCAAACACCUUUGCAUUUAAUGAUAUUUGAGGGACCAGUCUGUUGUUUGAAAUGUCCGCCUGUAAUUUUACUUUUUGGUACCCCCUC